Dermacentor silvarum is the source of this 1299-nucleotide messenger RNA. RefSeq names its product transcription factor Dp-1-like (gene Dp). Bases 52 to 1092 code for a protein of 346 amino acids. Gene Ontology annotation, biological process: regulation of cell cycle; regulation of transcription by RNA polymerase II. The record is from RefSeq and is a predicted model, not a curated record. Gene Ontology annotation, cellular component: transcription regulator complex; nucleus. Lineage: Eukaryota; Metazoa; Arthropoda; Arachnida; Ixodida; Ixodidae. The transcript is spliced from 7 exons. Gene Ontology annotation, molecular function: RNA polymerase II transcription regulatory region sequence-specific DNA binding; DNA-binding transcription factor activity, RNA polymerase II-specific.
UUCGCAAGUGCGGUGAAACUCGUGCUCACGGUUGAGUUGCCGCGCUUGGAUAUGAGUGGCCAGCAGCAACUGAUGGUGGUGGGUGGUAAUCUUCACAUGGAUCUGCUGCCCAAGGGCUCACCUGUGAUCCUGAGCCAGCGGUCACUCUUUGGACGGCUGCCAGGUGCCCAAGCGCCUGACGCAGCACACUGGAGUGCCAAGCGGGCACAGGAGGACCCAGACUUUCCCGACCUCAAGCGGCGGUGCAAGGGUGGCGGGGACAAGGGCAGCAAGGGCCUUCGGCACUUUUCUAUGAAGGUGUGCGAGAAGGUGCAGCGCAAGGGAACGACCUCAUACAAUGAGGUUGCCGACGAGCUGGUGGCCGAGUUUGCAGCACCUGAGGUGGCAGGGCUCUCGUCACGUGGUGGCACGGCUGACCAGGCGUACGACCAGAAGAAUAUUCGGCGUCGAGUAUACGAUGCGCUCAAUGUGCUUAUGGCUAUGAACAUAAUCUCCAAGGAAAAGAAGGAGAUUCGCUGGCUUGGACUGCCCACCAACUCGGCCCAGGAGUGCCAGCGGCUCGAACAGGAAAAGCAGCGACGUCUUGAGGUGAUUGCUGCUAAGCGGCAGCAACUGUACGACUUAAUGCUGCAGCAGAUUGCCUACAAAAACCUUGUGGAGCGCAACAAGGCUCUUGAGCGCAACCGGCAGGCUCCUGCACCUGCUUCCACCAUACCUCUGCCGUUCAUCAUCAUCAACACCAACAAGCAGACCGUCAUUGACUGCAGCAUCUCCAAUGACAAGUCGGAGUACCUGUUCCAUUUUGAUGACACAUUUGAGAUCCAUGAUGACAUUGAGGUGCUGAAGCGCAUGGGGCUAGCCCUGGGUCUGGACAAGGGCACCUGCUCCCCAGAGGACCUGGAACGUGCCCGCCGCAUGGUGCCUCGCAGCCUAGAACCCUACGUGCGCAAGAUGGCUCAAGCUGGUGCAGAGGUGGUUCCUGUGGCAAGCGAGGUCCAGCGUGAUUCAUCACGGCAUUCGAGUGUGGCAUCGCUGUCGGAUGGACAACCUGGUUCCUCAGAGGAUGAAGAUGAUUUCUCAGAUUCGGACUGAAAACCUGUGAUUGGGGUUGUGGCCAAUGCCUUGCUGGGUUUGUUAGAUUCACAUGUGUGUGUAUUUCCUUUUCAAACCUGGCCGACUCAAUGCCUUUUAAGGUUAGGUGAAUGCUGUACCUUUGCCUUACUUACAUGUGUGGUUGUAGCGGGGAUGUAAUAUACUUGAUCACUACAACCUGGGCAGAAUAAAGAUAGUUGGCUAAAA